AACAAUCAAAAUUUGUCUCCUUGGAGAGUGUGAAAGCCAGAAAUAAGAUGUACGUGCGAUCACGACAUUGACAAAGAAUUGCACGUUGGUGGUUGCCCACUGCACUCUCCCUUUCAUCCUUCAACCUUUACUACUUCAAUCCCACAUUUCAUAUAUUUCUCACAAUCCCAUUGCUUGCAAAAACCCAAUUUCCAUUUGAAGAAAUCGGUUCUUUAUUCAAUCACAAUUAAGAUUCAGAUGAGGACUUUGUGCCCAAACUUGGAUAGAGAAGAUGGGCUGGAUACGGUGCUUGAGGUGCCCAUCCCAGAAGAGAUGUUUGGUUCUAACAAGAAUCGAUCUUGGCAAACCAUGAAAUCUUGGAUGAGAUCGCAUACUGAAAGAGCACCGCAGGUCACUUCUGUAUUUGGAGGACGGACCACGGAAAUCCAGUUCUUGCUUGGUGUUAUUGGAGCCCCUUUGACCCCUCUUCCUAUCCGUUGUGAUCAAACUGUUGUUAAUGACAACAUUAAAGAUCAUCCCAUCGAGGCUUCAAUGGCGAAAUAUAUAGUGCAACAAUACAUAGCGGCUGCAGGAGGAGAAUUCGCAUUGAAUUCGAUUCAUAGCAUGUAUGCCAUGGGGAAGGUGAAGAUGGCUGCAUCAGAAUUUGUAGCUGGAGAGCAUUUGAGUUUGAACAAUAGUAAGGCUAUGAAAAUCAAAAAUCUGAAACAUGGGCCUGGAGAGAUAGGAGGAUUUGUAUUGUGGCAGAAGAGGCCGGACUUGUGGAGUUUGGAAUUGGUGGUUUCCGGUUGUAAGAUCAGUGCUGGUAGUGAUGGUAAAGUGGCUUGGAGGCAAACUCCAUGGCAUCACUCCCACGCAUCCCGAGGUCCACCAAGGCCUCUACGUCGAUCCUUACAGGGCCUCGAUCCAAGGUCGACUGCCAAUUUAUUCUCCAAUUCCAUCUGUAUUGGUGAGAAGACUAUCAAUGAUGAAGACUGCUUUGUAUUAAAGCUCGACGCAGAGCCCUCUACCUUGAUAGCAAGAAGCAGCUCAAAUGUUGAGAUAGUCAGACACACUAUUUGUGGCUGUUUCAGCCAAAGAACUGGCCUUUUAGCCCUGUUAGAAGACUCUCACCUCCUAAGAAUAAAGGUUCCCGGAGACAACGAUGUAUUUUGGGAGACGACAAUGGAGUCAUUGAUUCAAGAUUACAGAACAAUUGAUGGCAUUAACAUCGCGCAUGGUGGCAGGACUUCUGUGUCAUUAUUUAGGUUUGGCGAAAAUUCUGAAAGCCAUAACCAGACAAGAAUGGAAGAAGUUUGGAGUAUUGAAGAAGUUGACUUCAACAUAAAGGGAUUGUCAAUAGACUGUUUCUUGGCUCCAGCUGAUUUGAAAAAGGAGGACGAAGGAUGCGGUGUCAUUACGGGUGGCGAUUUAACCAAAAACGAGAGGUUACAGCUCAAUAUUUUAUCGAAUUCUUCUAGAGUUAGUAGUAAUCCUAAAGGUGCCAAAAAAGUGGUGGCCAUUGAUGAGGAAAAUUUGGAAAUGUUUGAAACAGAUAUUGAGUUGUAAAUCUAGCCUAUUUAAUCUGUGGCAGAUUUUGUACAUAUUGAACCACAGUGCACGUACUCCCAUGAGUAUACACAAUACAAUGAAUGCUUUAGUGUA
Molecule: messenger RNA, 1641 nt
Organism: Olea europaea var. sylvestris
Lineage: Eukaryota; Viridiplantae; Streptophyta; Magnoliopsida; Lamiales; Oleaceae
Exons: 3
Coding region: 238-1545 (435 amino acids)
Source: RefSeq, a predicted model, not a curated record